AUGAGGGCUGUGUGGUUAAAGCGCCCGGUCUUCUUACUGGGCGGGAUUCUGCUCGUCACUUAUUUGGUUGUUUUCUUAAUGAAUAUAUAUGAUAAAACAAAAACGACUGGAAACCAGAUGGACAAACCUCGAGUCGUUAGAAGACAUGCUGAUGUGGACUUGACCAUUGGCAAUCUCUACAAUUUAAUGAGAAUCUUCGAACAAAAGCAGGAUGUGAUGCAGAAGUUGCUUGAGGGGGACAGAGAUGGACAUGGAGGACCAGAACACAAAGAAGCAUCACUGGUUGAGCUGGAGCGGAGAGCGCAUCAUGAAAAUAAACAGCAGACCCAAACGAGUACAUCAAGUAAGAAAAAGACCAAGAAACUGUUCCCAAAGUCGGCCCUUUUCAAGGAAUGGGAGGAGAAUCUCUCUGAAGAUGAACAGAGGGAAGCUCAAGCCUUGUUUGAGAAGUAUGGCUACAACGUUUUCCUCAGUGAUCGUCUCCCACUUGAUCGAGUACUUCCAGACACCCGGGAUCCAAGGUGUUUAAAAAAGAAUUACCCCAGUGACCUGCCAAAUAUUGGAGUGGUGUUGAUCUACCUGGAUGAAGCCCUUUCUGUCAUUAAGAGAGCCAUCCGGAGUAUCAUCACCCAUACCCCGAAGCACCUGCUGAAGGAAAUCAUACUGGUGGAUGACAACAGCUCUAAUGAGAACCUGAAGGGGGACCUUGACCGAUAUGUGAAGUCUGUUGUGGAGGAGAACCCAGGUCUUCACAUUACCAGAGUGAAGCACAGUGUGCAGCGGGGCCUGACCCAGGCAAGGAUCUCUGGAUGGAGAGCUGCUACUGCUGAUGUGGUAGCCAUUUUGGAUGCUCAUAUAGAGGUCCAUAACAUGUGGGCCGAGCCCCUGCUGGCACGAAUCAAAGCUGAUCGGACGGUGGUGGUGUCGCCUGUGUUUGACAGGGUGAACUUUUUUGACCUCAGGGUUGUCGAGUACAGUGCAAACGCUCACGCCUUUGACUGGGCUUUAUGGUGCAUGUAUGAGAGAUUUAGGCCUGAGUGGUACAACCUUAACGACACCUCCAUGCCCGGAAAGAGUCCAUCCAUCAUGGGCAUCCUGGUUGCAAACAGGAAGUUUCUGGGAGAAAUUGGAGUCCUUGAUGAUGGAAUGAAAGUAUACGGUGGGGAAAAUGUUGAACUGGGAAUUCGUGUGUGGACAUGUGGAGGGAGUAUUGAAGUAGUCCCAUGCUCCAAGAUUGCCCACAUUGAGAGGAACCACAAGCCUUACAUGCCCGACCUGAGCCAAGCCAUGAAGAGGAAUGCCUUGAGGGUAGCAGAGGUCUGGAUGGACGAGUACAAACACAAUGUCAAUUUAGCUUGGAAUAUACCCCUUAAGGAUCAUGGGAUUGAUAUUGGGGAUGUGACAGAGAGGAAAAAACUUAGAGAAAAGUUAAAUUGUAAACCUUUCAAGUGGUACCUGGAAAACGUUUACCCACUGUUGGAUUCCUGGGAAGAUGUGGUCGCCUUUGGAGGAAUGAAGAACCUUGAUGCCAACAUGUGUAUAGACCAGGGUCCUGUGCCCGGUCACAUACCUAUUGCCUACCAUUGCUACUACUAUGGACCUCAACACACAUUUUACCGUAAAAAUGGUGAGCUUUACAUUGGUGGCAUGAAGUCCCAUACAUACAAUGACAACCGAUGUUUGGCUGAUGAUGGUGGCAAAGACAAUGAGCCUGGGCUUUAUGAAUGCAAAGAGGCUGUGAAGAAAGGAAUGGGAAUUCUCUGGGACUUCAGUCAGGGCAAAGAACUGAAGAACAGAGAGACUAAAAGAUGUUUAGAAAUCCAACAUGGGAAACUUGUAAUCCAGGAAUGCACUGGCCAAAGAUGGGAAACCCUAAAAAUUAUCAAAGCCUUCUAA
Molecule: messenger RNA, 1896 nt
Organism: Lampris incognitus (smalleye Pacific opah)
Lineage: Eukaryota; Metazoa; Chordata; Actinopteri; Lampriformes; Lampridae
Product: probable polypeptide N-acetylgalactosaminyltransferase 8
Exons: 11
Coding region: 1-1896 (631 amino acids)
Cellular component (GO): Golgi apparatus
Source: RefSeq, a predicted model, not a curated record